Molecule: messenger RNA, 884 nt
Organism: Ochotona curzoniae (black-lipped pika)
Lineage: Eukaryota; Metazoa; Chordata; Mammalia; Lagomorpha; Ochotonidae
Gene: OAZ3
Product: ornithine decarboxylase antizyme 3
Biological process (GO): positive regulation of protein catabolic process
Cellular component (GO): cytoplasm; nucleus
Molecular function (GO): ornithine decarboxylase inhibitor activity
Source: RefSeq, a predicted model, not a curated record
AUGGAUGUAGAAAGAAGAGGGAAGAGGAAAGUGCCUCCCGAGGGAGAGCCGGAAGAGAAACUGCCUUGCAACAGGCUGCGCCCCUCUCUCUACUCCCUCUCUUAUAUCAAGAGGGGACGAACACGGAACUACCUCUACCCGUUCUGGUCACCAUACGCCUACUACCUUUACUGUUACAAAUACCGGAUCACCCUCCGGGAGAAGAUGCUGCCUUGGUGUUGUAAAAGCAUCACCUAUAAGGAAGAGGAGGACUUGACACUGCGGCCCCGCUGCUGCCUCCAGUGCUCCGAGUCCCGAGCGGGUCUCCAGGGGAGCAGGCGCACUGAGCAGGGACAAGACCACGACCAGCUUCAAGAACUGUACUCAGCUGGGAACCUGACAGUGCUUACAACUGACCCCCUGCUCCACCAGGAUCAAGUACAAUUAGACUUCCAUUUCCGCCUCACCCCUCAGACCUCUGCCCACUGGCACGGCCUUCUCUGUGAUCACCGACUCUUCCUGGAUAUCCCAUACCAGGCUUUGGACCAAGGCAACAGAGAAAGUUUGUCGGCAACUCUGGAGUACGUGGAGGAGAAGACCAAUGUGGACUCCGUGUUUGUGAACUUCCCAAUCAACCGGCAGGACAGAGGAGCCCUGUUGCGGGCCUUCAGCUACAUGGGCUUUGAGUUGGUCAGACCAGACCACCCUGCCCUCCCUCCCUGGGACAAUGUCAUCUUUAUGGUGUAUCUCCUUGAAAGGGACCUUGACCACCUGCCCGGUGACCCUCCCUAAGCACCCUUACUCCAACUAUGUGAGGGGCUGCAAGCCUUGACACAUUGGAAUCAGGGGCCCAGGAUGUGAUCGUGGACACCUCUGUCCAUCCUAGGAAUAAAAGAUAGUGCAAU